Nomascus leucogenys (northern white-cheeked gibbon) is the source of this 3160-nucleotide messenger RNA. It is a transcript of the gene RAG1, whose product is annotated as recombination activating 1. NCBI's taxonomy places the organism in Eukaryota, Metazoa, Chordata, Mammalia, Primates, Hylobatidae. The record is from RefSeq and is a predicted model, not a curated record. Gene Ontology annotation, biological process: V(D)J recombination; pre-B cell allelic exclusion; adaptive immune response. Gene Ontology annotation, molecular function: metal ion binding; double-stranded DNA endonuclease activity; sequence-specific DNA binding. Gene Ontology annotation, cellular component: DNA recombinase complex; endodeoxyribonuclease complex; nucleus.
AUGGCGGCCUCUUUCCCACCCACUUUGGGACUCAGUUCCGCCCCAGAUGAAAUUCAGCACCCACAUAUUAAAUUUUCAGAAUGGAAAUUUAAGCUGUUCCGGGUGAGAUCCUUUGAAAAGACACCUGAAGAAGCUCAAAAGGAAAAGAAGGAUUCCUUUGAGGGGAAACCCUCUCUGGAGCAAUCUCCACCAGUCCUGGACAAGGCUGAAGGUCAGAAGCCAGUCCCAACUCAGCCAUUGUUAAAAGCCCACCCUAAGUUUUCAAAGAAAUUUCACGACAACGGGAAAGCAAGAGGCAAAGCGAUCCAUCAAGCCAACCUUCGACAUCUCUGCCGCAUCUGUGGGAAUUCUUUUAAAACUGAUGAGCACAACAGGAGAUAUCCAGUCCAUGGUCCUGUGGAUGGUAAAACCCUAGGCCUUUUACGAAAGAAGGAAAAGAGAGCUACUUCCUGGCCGGACCUCAUUGCCAAGGUUUUCCGGAUCGAUGUGAAGGCAGAUGUUGACUCAAUCCACCCCACUGAGUUCUGCCAUAACUGCUGGAGCAUCAUGUACAGGAAGUUUAGCAGUGCCCCAUGUGAGUUUUACUUCCCAAGGAACGUGACCAUGGAGUGGCACCCCCACACACCAUCCUGUGACAUCUGCAACACUGCCCGUCGGGGACUCAAGAGGACGAGUAUUCAGCCAAACUUGCAGCUCAGCAAAAAACUCAAAACUGUGCUUGACCAAGCGAGACAAGCCCGUCAGUGCAAGAGAAGAGCUCAGGCAGGGAUCAGCAGCAAGGAUGUCAUGAAGAAGAUCGCCAACUGCAGUAAGAUACAUCUUAGUACCAAGCUUCUUGCAGUGGACUUCCCGGAGCACUUUGUGAAAUCCAUCUCCUGUCAGAUCUGUGAACACAUUCUGGCUGACCCUGUGGAGACCAACUGUAAGCAUGUCUUUUGCCGGGUCUGCAUUCUCAGAUGCCUCAGAGUCAUGGGCAGCUAUUGUCCCUCUUGCCGAUAUCCAUGCUUCCCUACUGACCUGGAGAGUCCAGUGAAGUCCUUUCUGAGCGUCUUGAAUUCCCUGACGGUGAAAUGUCCAGCAAAAGAGUGCAAUGAGGAGGUCAGCUUGGAAAAAUAUAAUCACCACAUCUCAAGUCACAAGGAAUCAAAAGAGACUUUUGUGCACAUUAAUAAAGGGGGCCGGCCCCGCCAACAUCUUCUGUCGCUGACUCGGAGAGCUCAGAAGCACCGGCUGAGGGAGCUCAAGCUGCAAGUCAAAGCCUUUGCUGACAAAGAAGAAGGUGGAGAUGUGAAGUCCGUGUGCAUGACCUUGUUCCUGCUGGCUCUGAGGGCAAGGAAUGAGCACAGGCAAGCUGAUGAGCUGGAGGCCAUCAUGCAGGGAAAGGGCUCUGGCCUGCAGCCAGCUGUUUGCUUGGCCAUCCGUGUCAACACCUUCCUCAGCUGCAGUCAGUACCACAAGAUGUACAGGACUGUGAAAGCCAUCACAGGGAGACAGAUUUUUCAGCCUUUGCAUGCCCUUCGGAAUGCUGAGAAGGUACUUCUGCCGGGCUACCACCACUUUGAGUGGCAGCCACCUCUGAAGAAUGUGUCUUCCAGCACUGAUGUUGGCAUUAUUGAUGGGCUGUCUGGGCUAUCAUCCUCUGUGGAUGAUUACCCAGUGGACACCAUUGCAAAGAGGUUCCGCUAUGAUUCAGCUUUGGUGUCUGCUUUGAUGGACAUGGAAGAAGACAUCUUGGAAGGCAUGAGAUCCCAAGACCUUGAUGAUUACCUGAAUGGCCCCUUCACUGUGGUGGUGAAGGAGUCUUGUGAUGGAAUGGGAGAUGUGAGUGAGAAGCAUGGGAGUGGGCCAGUAGUUCCAGAAAAGGCAGUCCGUUUUUCAUUCACGAUCAUGAAAAUUACUAUUGCCCACAGCUCUCAGAAUGUGAAAGUAUUUGAAGAAGCCAAACCGAACUCUGAACUGUGUUGCAAGCCAUUGUGCCUUAUGCUGGCAGAUGAGUCUGACCACGAGACCCUGACUGCCAUCCUGAGCCCUCUCAUUGCUGAGAGGGAGGCCAUGAAGAGCAGUGAAUUAAUGCUUGAGCUGGGAGGCAUUCUCCGGACUUUCAAGUUCAUCUUCAGGGGCACUGGCUAUGAUGAAAAACUUGUGCGGGAAGUGGAAGGCCUCGAGGCUUCCGGCUCAGUCUACAUUUGUACUCUUUGUGAUGCCACCCGUCUGGAAGCCUCUCAAAAUCUUGUCUUCCACUCUAUAACCAGAAGCCAUGCUGAGAACCUGGAACGUUAUGAGGUCUGGCGUUCCAACCCUUACCACGAGUCUGUGGAAGAACUGCGGGAUCGGGUGAAAGGGGUCUCAGCCAAACCUUUCAUUGAGACAGUCCCUUCCAUAGACGCACUCCAUUGUGACAUUGGCAAUGCAGCUGAGUUCUACAAGAUCUUCCAGCUAGAGAUAGGGGAAGUGUAUAAGAAUCCCAGUGCUUCCAAAGAGGAAAGGAAAAGGUGGCAGGCCACACUGGACAAGCAUCUCCGGAAGAAGAUGAACCUCAAACCAAUCAUGAGGAUGAAUGGCAACUUUGCCAGGAAGCUCAUGACCAAAGAGACUGUGGAUGCAGUUUGUGAGUUAAUUCCUUCUGAGGAGAGGCACGAGGCUCUGAGGGAGCUGAUGGAUCUUUACCUGAAGAUGAAACCAGUAUGGCGGUCAUCAUGCCCUGCUAAAGAGUGCCCAGAAUCCCUCUGCCAGUACAGUUUCAAUUCACAGCGUUUUGCUGAGCUCCUUUCUACCAAGUUCAAGUAUAGGUAUGAGGGAAAAAUCACCAAUUAUUUUCACAAAACCUUGGCACAUGUUCCUGAAAUUAUCGAGAGGGAUGGCUCCAUUGGGGCAUGGGCAAGUGAGGGAAAUGAGUCUGGUAACAAACUGUUUAGGCGCUUCCGGAAAAUGAAUGCCAGGCAGUCCAAAUGCUACGAGAUGGAAGAUGUCCUGAAACACCACUGGCUGUACACCUCCAAAUACCUCCAGAAGUUUAUGAAUGCUCAUAAUGCAUUAAAAACCUCUGGGUUUACCAUGAACUCUCAGGCAAGCUUAGGGGACCCAUUAGGCAUGGAGGACUCUCUGGAAAGCCAAGAUUCAAUGGAAUUUUAAGUCGGGCAACCACUUAUGAGUUGGUUUU